Impatiens glandulifera is the source of this 822-nucleotide messenger RNA. RefSeq names its product salutaridinol 7-O-acetyltransferase-like. Lineage: Eukaryota; Viridiplantae; Streptophyta; Magnoliopsida; Ericales; Balsaminaceae. The record is from RefSeq and is a predicted model, not a curated record. The coding region runs from base 1 to 822 and encodes 273 amino acids. The transcript is spliced from 2 exons.
AUGGCGCAAUUGAAUAUAAAUAUAUUAUCAAAUGAGUUUGUGAGGCCAUUAUCUCCCACCAAGGAUCCGUUCAAAAAAUACCACCUAUCCGUGUUGGACUUGGAUCAAUCCAUGCCCAAUUUCUUCUUCCCCGUCAUUUUCUAUUAUGAUCACGACCAAACCACUUCCACCACACAGCUUGAACUCUCUUCCCGCCUCAGAGAAUCGCUCUCCCAAACCCUGACCAUGUUCUACCCUUUCGCAGGGAGGCUCAAUAGAGCCGACAACUCCAUAGACUGCAACGACACGGGCCUUCGAUAUUUAGAGGCAAAAGUUGAUUCCAAGAUCACGGAGGUGAUCAAGCGCAAUGAUGCCCAAAUGGUUGACCCACUCAUACCCAACUUGACGGGAAAUGGUGAAGAAGAAGAUGAGAUUUUCGCAAUCCAAGUUAACUACUUUAGCUGCGGAGGCAUCGCAAUUGGCACCUACGUCCCACAUAAGAUGGCAGAUGGGCUCUCCUUUUUCUCAUUCAUGACUACCUGGGCAGCCAUAUCUCUCCAACAUGCAUAUAACAAUACCCUGAAGCAGGGGCGGAGCGAGGAUGAAAAAUUAUCUGGAGCUGACUCUAACUUGUUUCCAGUUUAUGAUGUUGAUUUUGGCAUGGGGAAACCUGUUUGGACGAGCAUAGGGAGCUUGAACAUCAAGAACUGCGCUGUUCUGCUGGAUUCUAAAUGCGGAGAUGGAAUAGAGGCGUGGGUUACUAUGAAUCAACAAGACAUGGCUCGUUUUCAGCUUGCUUUUGAUUAUCAAUCUAAAUUAACUUGCAUGAACAAGACAUCAUGA